GGGGGAAGCGAUGGGCGACUGAUCGGACCAGUCCAUUGAAGGAGAGCUUCGCUGAUAAUCGUGUUCGGAGGGAAUUGGACUUAGCGCCAUGGGACGUAGACAUGUGCUGGCUGACCGAUGCGAAUGAAUUAAAGUCGCACGAUGGAUGAUUGGGAAGGAGAUUCGACACGAGGGAGUCUGGUCCUUAUACUUCUCGGGCCAUCCCCUCGGGACAAGGGGGGAUGGCGGCCAGCCCGAUGGCCAUCCCGAAGGGGAAAGAAACCAGGCCGAGCAUCAGUGCAACAAGCCCAAGCUCACGGCGAGGGGCCGCAUGACAGGGGAGUGUGGAGAGCCGACGGUCGACUCAGGGUGUGAAGCUAUCCCGACUAUUGACGCCCUAAGCGGAGACGGACAGGGUCAAGCCACGGGCUUCUCCGCCAGACCGCCACGGAUCUGUUCGCAGUCCGCAGUUGUUCGGUGCCGGCGGGGCCGUAGUAGCGUGGCUGUGCAGCCCUAUUUUAUAGGCCUGAGGCGGCCAGGCAUGCAGAUAGUCGACAGGGAAGAUGGGAUGUACUGUACUGAGCAAGGUCUCGCGUCCUCGCUCCUCGCUCCUCGCUGCAUCCUUGUCGCGGUAAUUAUUCACACAUCUAUCCAUUAUCCAGACCCGAGAACCUGGACACCUCCAUGGCGCUAGAGACACCAGGAUUUGAAAAACACGGACAUUAG
Messenger RNA from Aspergillus aculeatinus CBS 121060, 705 nucleotides. RefSeq lists its product as uncharacterized. The record is from RefSeq and is a predicted model, not a curated record. The transcript has 2 exons. Bases 146 to 673 code for a protein of 175 amino acids. NCBI's taxonomy places the organism in Eukaryota, Fungi, Ascomycota, Eurotiomycetes, Eurotiales, Aspergillaceae.